Messenger RNA from Catharus ustulatus (Swainson's thrush), 9596 nucleotides. Its product is annotated as contactin-associated protein-like 4. Lineage: Eukaryota; Metazoa; Chordata; Aves; Passeriformes; Turdidae. Gene Ontology annotation, molecular function: calcium ion binding. The record is from RefSeq and is a predicted model, not a curated record. The coding region runs from base 290 to 4228 and encodes 1312 amino acids. The transcript is spliced from 24 exons.
CCGGCAGCGCGGAGAGCCGGGCGGGCUGCCCGCGCAGCCCCGAGUGCGUCUGUGGCAGCGGCGGGAGAACCUCGCUGCUGCUCCUCAGGGCUCGCCGCUGCCAGCGUGAGGAGCAGAUCCGGAGGUGUGCGUGCGUGUGCCAGGAGAUGCGGAGCGCGUUUGGCUGAGGUGUCUGGCCUGGGAAGCUCUGCAAAAAAGAGGCGGAGAGAGGCGGUGGGAAAGAGGCAGGAGCAGAACUGAAGUACAAGCACAGCUGUCUCCGAAUACUCUGUUUCUUUUGGGUGCCUCAAUGAAUGUGAACAUGGAUUCUGUCACUGAAAUAUUCUUGAAGCUGCUCGUUCUCCUGUCUGUUCAUGACCAGCUCAUGGCAGUGGCAGGGAAUAAAUAUAAUUGUGAUGAUCAACUGGUGUCUGCUUUGCCUCAGUCAUCAUUCAGUAGUUCAUCAGAGCUGUCUAGCAGUCACAACCCUGGCUUUGCAAGGCUUAAUCGAAGAGAAGGUGCUGGUGGCUGGUCCCCACUUGUGUCCAAUAAAUAUCAAUGGCUUCAGAUUGAUCUUGGUGAAAGAACUGAGAUUACUGCUGUUGCUACUCAAGGUGGUUACGGGAGCUCAGACUGGGUUACAAGGUACCUUCUGAUGUUUAGUGACAGUGGACGAAAUUGGAAGCAAUAUCGUCAAGAGGAAAGCAUUUGGGCCUUUUCUGGAAACACAAAUGCAGACAGUGUUGUAUACUAUAAGCUUCAGCAUUCUAUUAAAGCAAGAUAUCUCCGUUUUGUGCCUUUGGACUGGAAUCCAAAUGGCAGGAUUGGAAUGCGCAUCGAAGUGUAUGGAUGCACAUAUAGGUCUGAGGUGGUUGGCUUUGAUGGGAAAAGUUGUCUAAUUUACACAUUAAAUAAAAAACUCAUUAAUGCACUGAAAGAUGUGAUUUCUCUGAAGUUUAAGACAAUGCAAAGUGAUGGAAUUCUCCUCCACAGAGAAGGACAAAAUGGAGACCACUUCACCAUGGAAUUAACUAAAGGGAAGCUGUCCCUACUCAUUAAUUUAGGUGAUACUAAAACUCAUCCUUCUAAUGCCCAAAUUAAUAUUACGCUGGGCAGCCUUUUGGAUGAUCAACACUGGCAUACUGUUCUCAUUGAGCAUUUUAACAAUCAAGUAAACUUUACAGUGGAUAAACACACUCAUCAUUUUCAUGCAAAAGGAGAAUUCAGUUAUUUGGACCUUGAUUAUGAGCUCAGCUUUGGAGGGAUCCCAGUGCCUGGAAAAUCAGGGACGUUAUCACGCAGGAACUUUCAUGGGUGUUUUGAAAAUAUUUAUUAUAAUGGAGUGAACAUUAUUGACCUGGCCAGGAGGCAUAAACCUCAGAUCUACAUUGUGGGCAAUAUGUCCUUCUCGUGUUUAGAGCCACAGGUGGUUCCUGUUACAUUUCUGAGCUCCAGCAGUUUCCUGGCACUGCCAGGCAUAGCAGGCCAAGAUGAAAUAUUUGUCAGUUUCCAGUUUCGUACUUGGAAUGAGGAAGGACUUCUAUUGUUCAGUAAACUGCACCAGUUUUCAGGUGGUUUCCUCUUAUAUCUGAGUGAUGGGAAAGUCAAAAUCAAUCUUCAUAAAAUAGGAAGAGUGCUGAGUGACAUUGCUGCAGGUGCUGGAUUAAAUAACGGCCAGUGGCAUUCCGUAUCUCUCUCUGUCAAAAGGAAUCGUAUCAGUGUAAGAGUGGACAAUGAUGUGACUUCGUCUGCUCAUGUGUCAAUACCUCUGCAGAUUUAUUCAGGAGAUGUUUUCUACUUUGGAGGCUGUCCUAGCAGUGGAAACAUUUCUGAAUGUAAUACUUCAUUUGGUGGUUUUCAAGGAUGUAUGCGACUUAUUUCCAUUGGUAACAAAGCAGUGGAUAUGAUCUCUAUGCAGCAAAAUGGUUUUGGCAAUUUCAGUGAUCUUCAGAUAGAUUUAUGUGGCAUUACAGACAGGUGUUUGCCUAAUUACUGUGAACAUGGUGGUGAGUGCUCACAGUCCUGGAACAGUUUCCACUGUAACUGUGCCAAUACUGGUUACAAGGGAGCUACAUGUCACUAUCCCAUCUAUGAGCAAUCAUGUGAAGCCUAUAAGCACAGAGGGAACACUUCAGGCUUUUACAAUAUUGAUUCAGAUGGAAGUGGCCCAUUGGGACCAUUUCUCGUAUACUGCAAUAUGACAGAUGCAACGUGGACAAUUAUACAGCAUAACAGCACCAACCUAACCAGAGUUAAAAGUGCUAAUCGAGAGAACCCACAUACUGUGUUUUUCAAGUAUUCUGCCAGCCUUGACCAGCUUCAGGCUACAAUAAACCUUGCAGAUCACUGUGAACAGGAGCUUGCUUACUACUGCAAAAAGUCAAGGCUUUUAGAUAAGUCAGAUGGAGUGCCACUGAGCUGGUGGAUUGGAAGAACCAAUGAAACUCAUACUUACUGGGGAGGUUCUUUGCCUGCUGUACAAAAAUGUGCUUGUGGACUGGAGGGAAGCUGCAUUGAUUCCCAGCAUUACUGCAACUGUGAUGCGGACAGGGAUGAAUGGACUAAUGAUACUGGCUUCCUCUCCUACAAGGACCAUCUGCCAGUUACUGAAAUUGUGAUCACUGAUACUGACAGACCAAAUUCGGAAGCUGCUUACAAACUGGGACCUUUGCUUUGCCGUGGUGAUAGAACAUUUUGGAAUUCAGCUUCCUUCAACACAGAGACAUCCUACCUGCAUUUCCCCACCUUCCAUGGAGAACUCAGUGCAGAUGUCUCAUUUUUCUUUAAAACUACUGCUUCCUCAGGAGUGUUUUUAGAGAACCUGGGAAUUCAAGACUUCAUAAGGAUAGAGUUACAGUCUCCAUCUGAAGUGGUUUUUUCAUUUGACGUGGGAAAUGGACCUAGUGAAGUCGUAGUGCAAUCACACAACUCCUUAAAUGACAACCAAUGGCAUUAUGUGAAGGCUGAACGAAAUGUCAAAGAGGCUUCCUUACAAAUAGAUCAACUUCCUCAAAAAUCUCACAGUGCCCCACCUGAUGGACAUAUCCGCUUGCAGCUCAACAGCCAGCUUUUUGUAGGUGGAACAGCAUCCAGGCAAAAGGGAUUUUUAGGAUGCAUUCGCUCAUUACGAUUGAAUGGAAUGGCCGUUGAUCUGGAAGAGAGAGCAAGGAUAACACCAGGAGUUGAACCAGGCUGUCCUGGACAUUGUAGCAGCUAUGGUAACCUGUGUCACCAUGGUGGAAAAUGUAGAGAGAAGUACAGUGGAUUCUCCUGUGACUGCACUUUCUCAGCCUAUGCUGGUCCAUUCUGUAAGAAAGAAAUCUCUGCCUAUUUUUGGGCUGGCACUUCUGUGACAUACAACUUUCAAGAAUACUACACAUUAGCUAAAAAUUACAGUUCUCAUGCUUCUUCUUUCUAUGCUGACAUGACACUGACCAGGGAAGCAAUUACGUUUGCCUUUCGAACAACACAGACACCAAGCUUACUUCUCUAUGUCAGCUCCUUCUACAAGGAAUACCUCUCGGUCAUUCUCACCAGGAAUGGAAGUUUACAGAUUAGGUACAAGCUAGAUAGCCAUGAAGAUCCUGAUGUCUUCAGCAUCAGUUUCAAAAGCAUGGCUAAUGGACAACUACAACAUGUGAAGAUUAACAGAGAGGAGGAAACACUCUUUAUAGAGGUUAACCAGAAUGAAAGAAUGAAGUUUAUUCUGUCUUCAGGCACAGAAUUGAAUGCAAUCAAGUCUCUCACACUUGGCAAAAUUUUAGAAAACAGCGAUGUGGAUGAGGAGACUAUGAAGGCAAACUCUCAGGGGUUUGUUGGCUGUCUAUCUUCUGUGCAGUUCAACCACAUUGCUCCUUUGAAGGCUGCACUGCACCACAGCAGCUCUGCCCCUGUCAUUGUAAAAGGGCGUUUCACUGAAUCCAGCUGUGGUACUUUAACUGGAGCUGACUCAACAUCAAGUGAAACAACCCAUUCAUUUGCAGAUCACUCUGGACCAAUAGAUGAGGGAAAGCCCUUAGCUAAUGCAAUCAGAAGUGACUCUGCAAUUAUUGGAGGUGUGAUAGCAGUUGUCAUAUUCAUCCUACUUUGCAUCACGGCCAUAGCCAUACGCAUUUAUAAAAAAAAAGGCAUAUACUCAAAAAAUGAAGCAAAAGGAUCUGAAAAUGAAGACAGUGCUGAAUCUGCAUUGAAAAGUGAACUCAGCAUGCAAAACACAGCCAAUGAAAAUCAAAAGGAGUACUUCUUCUGAUUUUUGUUAAUGAUUUGAUCCAGUAAAAUAAUGUGACAGUCUGACUUUCUUGCUAGGCGAGGGGGCUCUCACUGGACAAAAGAAGUUCUUGCACACUAUUCUAAAUGCAAUGGAUUUGAGAUUUACUGCUUGAUAUGUUCAGUCUCAAUGAUUGCUGUAGCGGGCCUCUUUAAAUUACAUGCAUUCCUUAGCUAUUAUACCGUAAAUGCAUUUUAUGUAACAGUGAAUUAGAUAUUGUAGCCAAUUUCAUUGUUGGUAGUUUCCGACUGUUCUAAUGUGACCUUCUACAAAUGAAGUUUAAUGUACACACUGAAUAUGAUUUUUUGAAUGGGAAAAUUGGUAUGAAUUUAUUCCUAUAAUUUUCUUUAAAAUUUGAUUGAUGAUUUUUGUUCAAGGUGAAAGUUAGAUUCUUAUACUUUGUGUUACUAAAAAAAUUCUACUGUGCUGCAUUAUGGUGAUCCGUCUUACUUCCUCAAACUGAAAAUGCCUUUUGAGCUGCUGUUGGCUAGUGUCAGCAUCUGCUUGUGAGCCAUGGCAUUUGAUGUCCAGAACAAACUGUAUUUAUUUCCCCUGGGAUGUGACUGAUGCCUUCAUUAUCCCUCCCUUUUGGCAGGCUUAGCAAAACUGAAGAGAGUAUAGUGGGUUGAAAUAUUUUAAAAUCUCUUUUGCAAAAGAUUUUCACUUACAGUCAGGUGAUAGCACCAGAAGACUCACACACAUUCCAGGCAUUUUGAAUGAAGUAGGGGGAAAACAAAGACAAGACCUUUGCUUGGAAAGAUCAAGUGAAAGAUCAAAAGUAGUUAAUUUAUCGAGUGGAAACACCAAAAGAAGAUCAAGGUUACUGUCCCUGGAAAUUAGUGAUCAUGCUUCUGUUAAGAAGUUAUGCUCAGUGCACUAUGGAUAUAUUAUCUGGAACUGUUGUAUCUAUGAUUUGCUCCAGACCUCAAGACUAAUUUUGUCUAAGUUAUAGAAAUUAUACAGCGUCCACUACAUAAACACCUUCGUUUGCACUCUUAAUAGUACCUAUUAUGCAUCUGGGAGAUAAGGUCUGAUUAAACCACUCAAAAUUAAAUAGGUGCUUGCUAUGCUGACAGAGUAAGUGAAAGCUAUCUAUGUUGUGCAAACAAAUUGUUAGAUAUGAAGGCUAAGUUUAAGUUGUCUACAAAGAAGAUUGUAAGGUCAUUUUAGACACCACAGGGUAUCUGAAAUACCCAUGUGACCUGAUGUGAAUGUCAUAGAUUCUGCAGAAGGUGUGGGUCUUUUGGAAGAGACAUACAGGAACUGGGCAUCAUAAAUGGCAUUAGAUGACAAUAUUUAGGUAACUGACCCACACAAAGCAUUUUUUGGCUUUCCCCACUCAGAUAACUGAAUGUCUAGGGCUUGGAUCUGAGAAAACAACAGGAUUUCUGUGACCUUGUAGACUUGAGUUUGAAAUUUAAAUAUCUUCCAGAACUGAUUUAUAUCUACUCUCAUUGAAAGUAAUGAGAACUCUCAUUGUUAGUCUAUUAGAAAAAUCAAAGCUAGACCCUAGAUUGUGAAGUUUAGAAAAUGUUUAUCAUAGGUGCCAAACAGCAUUAUAAAGACAUGGGAAACUGACAUGGUAUGCCAAAACCUUUAGUAAGCAAAUUUCUUUGCAUGAAUGGUAAUUCUGAAUAUAAAUGUCCAGCAGAUAUUUUCAUUUAAGACUUAUUUUCUUCCAUCAGUCUUUACUUUCUAUUCUAUUUCAGAAUUCUACCAUUCCUUUCUACUUAAUUUUUAGAAAAACAUUUCCUUUUUUUUGGUGCCUGGAUGUUCUGCAAUCAUAAAUUCUUCAGAUUAACUUGUGCUUUCUUGUUUUCAUUUCUGCAAUUCUGUUUGCAUCCCUGAUAGAUUAAUCAGGCUGAGGACCCAGGAUCAGGAACUGGAUUUAUGUUGUGGAUUUGAUACAAUUUCCUUCAUGAUAAGAGGUGAUCUUUAGGAAGGCCAGAAUACUGGACUAUUCCCAAUAAGUGACAAAAAUAUCCUGUUUGUGGAUGGGGAGUGGUGGAGGUGAAAGCCUCGCAUGAGUCAUGACAAGAAGACUUUGAAUUACUAAGUUUACUAUUUUGAACCUUCUUGUCUACUUAAUUUGAAGUGAAAAUUAUUACUCCUUUUUGAGGCUGUGACCUAAGUUGCAUUAAAUUCAAGAGGAGCUCUUCCAUGGACUUCUCUGCAACCAAAGCCUCUGCUUUUCAGGUUUUCCCUUUCUGCUGUAGACAUGUACGUAUCCACCCCUUAGUGCCACUUAAUAUCAAAAGAGUCAUCUGCAGGGAUGUGUCCCAGUCAACUCAAUUUUUUAUCAUUGUGGGAUGUAGUAACAAUGUGAGACAAAACCUACAAGACAAUGACAAUUAUAGUACACCAAAGCAGAUAUUUUGAUUGAAUGAUAAAAGACAGAUUGUCUUUUAUAUUAACUCUCAUGUAAGAGUUACUCAAAUAAACGUAAUAAAGCCUAAAGUCUACCCACAGCAUGACAAGUUGGAAGAAUGUAAACCUAACUUUUCAGUCACUUGUUCUUAGUUUAAUUGCCUUGUAAAGUUUUAUUGUGUGUCUUAAUGGAAAGUUUUCUUUCCUCACUUUCUUUUGUUCCAAAUGAAUAUUUUCUUUCCCUGUUUCUCAAUAUUUUAAAAUGGAACAGGAUGGGAAAAGAUUAGUAAAAUCCCUAUAUCACAGACUAACUAAAAAGGUGGAUGAGGAUAAAAAUGCCUGUCUGAGUGGCACAUUAUUUCAUUCAACGACUUAUUUCAAGGCAUUUUAUUUUCUGAGGGAAAAGAUAUAUGGAUUUUGUUGAAUGAACAUCUGUAGAUUUUUAGAAUAAAUCAACUACGUCUCCCUGAAGAUGCAAAUGCCCAUUUUCAUCCGUAGGAACAGUGAUCAUAUGUUUGUCACCUUAAUCUAAAAUAUAAAUGUUUGAAAUCAAUGAAGCAGCAUUUUUCAUUACUUGCUGCAUUUCUAUGGGGAUAAAAAAAUGGUGGCACCGAAGUGCGCUAAAACGUCAUGCAACAUUGUGCUGUCCCUUUUCUGAUUCUCUAUUUCAUUGUGUGACUUUUCACCUCACUGUUAAUAAAGACUUUUUAAAAUAAAGUGAGGAAAAUAUUUUUUAAAAGAAUUUGUAUUAAAAAGUUUAAAACGGAUAACAAUAUACUGAUUUUUUUUCCAACAGUAAAUAUAUGUAGAAGUGCACAUAAUAUAUUGGUGAGUGUGGUUAUUUAUAGAUAUUUUAGAGUACAUACUAAUGCAAAAAAUUUGCUAUGCAUUGACACAUUUUCCAUGGCAAAUAUACUUUUUCUUAAGUACAUUAGAAAAUAAAUAGCGACAUGUAUGCUGGUACAUUUUUAAAGCUUUGUGUGGGCUCUAGCUACAAAGGGUACAUAAUUAUUUAUGUACUCAACAUUUAGCGUAUAAAUAUGAUUUAGUUAGGUUUUGGGAAAACAUUUUCCAAUACAUCUAGUGUUGUGUAAAUGAAAAAUAUGUUAUAAACCAAGUGCACAACUUAACAUGAAAUGUAGUCACAGAUGAAAUAAAUUUACACUAUUGUUAUUCUUGGCAGCAUUGUACAAGGAAAAAGGCAUGUAAAAGACAAAAUUCCUUUAAGGAAUCAUCUGCAGAACAUGCAACUAUUGCAAGUUAGCAAGGGAUUGAUAAGAAAAUAUCCUUUUGAAAUAAAAUUAAUUUCCUUUAGAAGUAAUUGUAGUUGUUUACACUGAAGGCAGAGAUACAGCCACAUAAACCAUGUGACGCUACCAGAAAAUAAUUUUCUUAGUAACAGGAAAAAUAUUUUCAAAGUCAAAAAUCCUAACUCUGAAAAAACUUGUGCCCUAGUCUCUGAGAGCAAUGCACAUUCUCUGGAGUAAAUAUGCAGAAAGGUGACUUUUUUUUUUUUGCUAAUCAAGCACUUAAUUCCACGGCGAAAAGAAUGGUAAUUGCUUAGUGUUCCUGAUCAUUUAAUGAGAUUGUGCGUUAUCAAGAAGGAAAAAAAGUACAGAAACUAGACAUGACUGAAAAUAUACAUGUGUAGAGCUAUGGAAGUAGUUUCAGUGUUGGGGUGUUUUUUAAGUGCACACAAAAACAUGCUUAAAAAAGUACAGAAAAGAAAGGAUGUGCCCUUUAAACUUCCUUUUUCAGAACCUUCUCCUGAUUGCUUUUGGUGGUGAUGGUAAGGAAAGAAGGGUUUAAUGAGUGUGAGUACAGAAAUUCUGAAGCUGCAAAUUUGAGAAACAGAAACAAAACCACAAAAGUAUUCAUAGACUGUGCUUUGCUAAGAAGUCAUACUUGUCUUUAUUCUUGAAGGACUCUCUGAAAAGUAAUUUUUUACAAAAAACUGGCUCUGUUCUUUGGAUAUGAUCCCCAAACAUCUUAAUCUUUGCUCUUCCCAUUUCUAAGAAUCAACCAUCACAAUAUCAUUGCAGAGAGAUGGAUGUGCUUAUGUCAAAUACUGACAUAAAAUUUCACUUAAUUUCAUAUGAAUUUAUGAUGUAUGAUAAAAUGUUGAUGUUCUUAACAUUUUGUAAAAAUAACAUUGACUAAAUCAAUCCUAAACUUAUUAAAUAGAAUGGUAAAUCCACAGUAAAAAUCAACUUCAGCCUAGGAGGAAAUGUGUGUGUGCACACGUGCAUGCAGAUAAUCUAUGAAGUCAGUGCUAAGAUUCUUUAAAUUUUAUCAUUUACUUUGUAUUUAUGUCAAAUAUUGAAAAAACAUCCAGAGUUCAGAGCCAUCCUCCCCAUACUCACUACCUUUGGGAAUAUUCAAACCAUUUCAACAAAUAGUUGAGAUUUUCAGGGUUUUUUCAAGGGGCAAAAAUUAUGAUCUUGAAGGCUUCUCCAGUACUGUAAGAGGUAGACAGCCAGACUGCAGGUAGAAAAGGUUGCAGAAUCCCUCACACACAGACAGGGCCUUUUAUUUUUCCUUUUUAAAAAUAGUUUUCUAGUUACAUCUAGGACUUGGGAGAUCAUUUGACUGAUAUAAAAAUAAAUUUCAUACAUACAUACAUAAAUCUCUACAUUGCACAUCAUAUUUAAACUACUGUGUAAUAUAUGUCCUAAAAAAGUUAUAAUUCGUUAGUAAUCUUUUAUCCAGCUAGCAUGUCCUUUACCAAUUCAAUUGAAUUACCAUUCACCUGAUUUUAGGUAGAACCAGGACCCAUGCCUUUGGAUUAGGUAAAACAGAGGGCAUCAAAACAAGAUUCCUAAAUCUGCAGAAGAGAAAGAGAUACUCAAAAUCCUUCUGAAGUCCAAGAAAACUGAAGAUAAAUUGUCAAUGAGUUGGACCAGGUUUCAUCAUUGUGAAUUUGUCAUCAGGAACCUAGUGAUAACAGCAUAAAAAAUAUUCAAAUUAUGCAGAUAGAUAGAUA